ACGCAAAGCAUCCAUUUCUCUCUUAACUUCAAACCAAACACCUUUUUCGAUGGCACCCAAGGCAGAGAAGAAACCGGCGGAGAAGAAGCCGGCCGCCGAGAAAGCUCCUGCGGAGAAGAAGCCGAGAGCCGAGAAGAAACUCCCGAAGGAUGCGUCGGCAACCGAUAAGAAGAAGAAGAGGAACAAGAAGUCGGUGGAGACUUACAAGAUCUACAUCUUCAAGGUUUUGAAGCAGGUUCAUCCUGACAUUGGAAUCUCAAGCAAAGCUAUGGGGAUUAUGAACUCGUUUAUCAACGAUAUCUUCGAGAAGUUGGCUCAGGAGUCUUCGAGGCUUGCUCGGUACAACAAGAAGCCGACGAUUACUUCCAGGGAGAUUCAGACCGCCGUGAGACUUGUACUUCCCGGUGAAUUGGCGAAA
Cynara cardunculus var. scolymus (artichoke) is the source of this 418-nucleotide messenger RNA. Its product is annotated as histone H2B.3-like. Gene Ontology annotation, biological process: nucleosome assembly. The transcript has a single exon. The annotation marks the transcript as partial. Gene Ontology annotation, molecular function: structural constituent of chromatin; protein heterodimerization activity; DNA binding. The record is from RefSeq and is a predicted model, not a curated record. NCBI's taxonomy places the organism in Eukaryota, Viridiplantae, Streptophyta, Magnoliopsida, Asterales, Asteraceae. Gene Ontology annotation, cellular component: nucleosome.